This is a messenger RNA of Galleria mellonella (greater wax moth), 807 nucleotides long. RefSeq lists its product as uncharacterized. Gene Ontology annotation, biological process: centriole replication; mitotic cell cycle. Gene Ontology annotation, molecular function: calcium ion binding. Gene Ontology annotation, cellular component: centriole; myosin II complex; centrosome. Bases 60 to 623 code for a protein of 187 amino acids. The transcript has 5 exons. The record is from RefSeq and is a predicted model, not a curated record. NCBI's taxonomy places the organism in Eukaryota, Metazoa, Arthropoda, Insecta, Lepidoptera, Pyralidae.
AUUGUUGCUAAGCAUAGCCUCAUAGAUUCGGUACAAACACUCGGUGUCACUUUUGUAAAAUGGACGAUAUAAAUAUAUCAGGCACGGCGGUUUUCUCGGAUGUAGAUAAAGAAAAGAAUAAGAUCCAAGGACCGCCUGAAGAGCAAGAGGUUAAUGCAAAGUUAAUUUUUACCGAAGAGCAGGAAAAUGAUUUGCGUCACGCUUUCAAUUUGUUGGACUAUACUGGUGAAGGAAAAAUAAAAGCGGCGGAUUUUCGUGUUGUUAUCAAAGCUUUAGGAUACGAACCCACAAAAGAAGAACUUCAGGAUAUGAUCAGUGCGGUAGACAAGGGCGAUACGGGAAAACUCAGUUUUGAGAAUUUCCAAACUGCUAUAAUGAGAAAAAUUAUGUUGCAAGACAGUGAUGGAGACAUUAUGAAGAGUUUUCGACUCUUUGAUAUGGAUGACAGCGGUUUCAUAAGUUUUGAGAAUGUGAAACGCGUAACGGAAAUAUUGGGAACAUAUUUGACGGACGAAGAAAUUGAAGAAAUGAUAGACGACGCCGAUAAUGAUUUCGAUGGAUGUAUUUCAGUACAAGAAUUUAUGAAAAUGAUUAAGAAUUCUGUUCAUUUUGUUACUCCGUAGUUACUAUAAAUGAAAAUUCUUCAGUCUUAUAAAGGUGCACAAAUCUACUAUAUAGAUAAUUAUUUAUUUAUGGCAAUAUCCAAAGCAUUUUAAGUCUUUUAUAAUGCAACUUUACUGUCUAGUUAAUAAUACUAGAAUAAUUAAUUUUUAAACAUUUCUCUAUAUUAAAAUUAAUUACAUAAUA